CGAAAAGACAUCUUGAAAAAGAUGCUGAUUGCCCGUGCUUGCUCUUUUAGAACGCUCUAGCUGAAGCACACAGUAUAAGGUGCAGGGAUGAAUGUUGCACUAUCCUGUGCCAGCGCACUGUCCCAUCCACCGCUGAAUGUGCCUUCCCACCAGCGAGAGAGAUCCGAGCUGCAGCCACCGGAACAAAAACAAUAAAAGCAAUAAAAAUUGCUGUUGUUGGAGAUCACUCCAAGCAGGUGGAGUAUCAUAGUGUAUCUAUGACACCCAGUGUUUUCCAGCCAAAUGUCUCAGUCACAGCACCAGCCGGUGGUUCGGUCAUCCUGGAAUGCUACACCACUGCUGAUCUGGUUGUGACCUGGGUUUGGCUUAAACAAAUCCCAGGACAAACGUUAAACACUAUAGCUUCCACAUAUUACAAGAAGAUAAAACUUCAAGAAGGAUUUGUUAAUGAAUCACGGUUUGAAGUGAAAGUUGAUGUCAAGAAAUCUGCAUUAAUUUUCACCAAGAUUACAUCCAGAGAUGCCGCUUAUUACCAUUGUGGUGUGCUGUUAUAUGAGACGUUGUACUUUGGAGGGGGAUCUUAUCUAACAGUUAAUGAUGCAAAGCCAAUUAAAGUCAUCCAGCAGCCUAUUUUGGAAACACAUCAUUUAGGAGACUCUGUGACUCUUCAUUGCUCAGUCUUUGGUGAGACUUGCUCAGGAGGGCAAAGCGUGUACUGGCUUAAAUACGAACCAAGAGAGUCUCAUUCAGGAUUCAUUUACACCGAUGGAGACAGAAAAGAUCAGUGUGAGAAGAUCUCUGUGUCUGGAUCGACUGUACAGAACUGCGUGCACAAAGUACCCAAAAGCCUCGCCAGUGAUGAAACUUACUUUUGCAGUGUGUUCACAUGUGGAAACCUAAUCAUUGGAAAUGGAACUAAACUCACAGCUGAUGGUGUUGGCGUGGCCCAAUCUACAGUUCAGACUGCUGACAGAGACUCAGAAAAUUAUGCAUCGCUGAAGUUUUCUUCACACCAGCCUACAUGUAAAAUAAAAAGCCACAAAGAGGUACAUUUUGUGGUCUAUGCAUCUGUCUGUCAAACAAGAAGUGUUAAAUAAGGAUUUCCUCAUUCUUAAUGCUUGUCAUGUUGUAACUGUGUGAAUAAGAUUGACUUUUAGACUAUUUUGUUUGUAAAUUAUUUAA
Molecule: messenger RNA, 1182 nt
Organism: Megalobrama amblycephala (Wuchang bream)
Lineage: Eukaryota; Metazoa; Chordata; Actinopteri; Cypriniformes; Xenocyprididae
Exons: 4
Coding region: 258-1097 (279 amino acids)
Biological process (GO): response to bacterium
Source: RefSeq, a predicted model, not a curated record